Chinchilla lanigera (long-tailed chinchilla) is the source of this 5652-nucleotide messenger RNA. It is a transcript of the gene Il6st, whose product is annotated as interleukin 6 signal transducer. Gene Ontology annotation, molecular function: cytokine receptor activity; cytokine binding. Gene Ontology annotation, cellular component: CRLF-CLCF1 complex; signaling receptor complex; external side of plasma membrane. Lineage: Eukaryota; Metazoa; Chordata; Mammalia; Rodentia; Chinchillidae. The record is from RefSeq and is a predicted model, not a curated record. Gene Ontology annotation, biological process: positive regulation of tyrosine phosphorylation of STAT protein; cytokine-mediated signaling pathway.
CCGGGCGUCCAGGGGGUCGAGGGCGGGCAGACGCGGAGGACCGAGGCUUCGGGGCCUGAGAGCAAGAUCCAAUCAAAAGAAUGUGACAUUUGGAGAUAAAAACCUGAGUUUCAGAUCCCCGCUCCAUUACAUACUAAUACUGUCAUUUGGAAAUACGUAUUCAAGAUGAUGCUGCAGAUUUGGCUUGUACAAGCUUUGGUUGUUUUCCUCACCACUCAAUGUAUAGGUGAACUUGUGGAUACAUGUGGUGUUAUCAGCCCUGAAUCUCCAGUUAUACAACAUGGUUCUAAUUUCACCGCAUUUUGUGUGUUAAAUGAAAAAUGUAUGAGUAUUUAUGAAGUAAAUGCUUCUCACAUUAUCUGGAAAGCAAACCGUGUUCUCAUUCCUAAGGAACAAUACACCAUCAUCAAUACAACAACAUCCAGUGUCACCUUUACAAAUACCAGUUUAACAAACGUCCAGCUUAUAUGCAACAUUCUUGCAUUCGGACAGAUUGAGAUGAAUAUCUAUGGAGUCAGAAUGCGAACAGGCUUUCCUCCAGAAAAACCUAAAAAUUUGACUUGCAUUGUGAAUGAAGGAAAGAGGAUGAUGUGCCAGUGGGACCCUGGGAGGGAAACACACUUGGAAACAAAUUUCACUGUAAAGUCUGAGUGGGCAACAGAGAAGUUUGAAGAUUGUAAAGCAAAACCUGAAACCCCCACCUCAUGUAUUGUUGAGUAUUCUCCUGUGUAUUUUGUCAACAUUGAAGUCUGGGUAGAAGCACAGAAUGCCCUUGGGAAGGUUGCAUCAGAUCAUAUCAACUUUGAUCCUGUAGAUAAAGUGAAGCCCAAUCCACCUCGUAAUUUAUCAGUGAGCAACUCAGAGGAGCUGUCCAGUAUCUUAAAAUUAACAUGGAUCAAUCCAAGUAUUAUGAAUGUUAUGAGACUGAAAUAUGACAUUCAUUAUAAGACCAAAGAUGCUUCAACUUGGAGCCAGAUUCCUCCUGAAGACACAGCAACAACCCGAACUUCUUUCACUGUCCAGGACCUUAAACCAUUCACAGAAUAUGUGUUUAGGAUUCGCUGUAUGAAGGGAGAUGGAAAGGGCUUCUGGAGUGACUGGAGUGAAGACGCACGUGGGGUCACAUAUGAAGCUAGACCUUCGAAAGCACCAAGUUUUUGGUAUAAGAUACCAUCCCAUACUCAAGGCUCCAGAUCUGUACAGCUCAUAUGGAAGACACUGCCUCCUUCUGAGGCCAAUGGGAAAAUCUUGGAUUAUGAAGUGACUCUAACAAGAUGGAAAUCACGCUCACAAAAUUACACAGUAAAUGACACAAACUUGACAGUGAAUCUCACAAAUGAUCGCUAUAUAGCAACACUAGCAGCGAGAAAUCUGGUUGGCAAAUCAGAUGCAUCUGUUUUAACUAUCCCCGCCUGUGACUUUCAAGCUACUCACCCUAUAACGGACCUUAAAGCAUACCCUAAAGAUAACAUGCUCUGGGUGGAAUGGACUCCUCCAGGGAAAGCUGUAAGGAAAUACAUUCUCGAGUGGUGUGUGUUGUCAGAUAAAUCGCCCUGUAUCCCAGACUGGCAGCAAGAAAGUGGUAUCGUCCGUCGCACCUAUUUAAGAGGGGAGCUGUUGGGGAGCAAGUGUUACUUGAUAACAGUCACUCCAGUGUACAGCGACGGGCCAGGCAGCCCCGAGUCUACCAAGGCAUACCUCAAACAGGCUCCACCUUCCAAAGGACCUACUGUUCGGACAAAAAAAGUGGGGAAAAAUGAAGCUGUCUUACAGUGGGACCAGCUUCCUGUUGAUGUUCAGAAUGGAUUUAUCAGAAAUUAUACCAUAUUUUAUAGAACCAUCAUUGGAAAUGAAACUGCUGUGAAUGUAGAUUCUUCCCACACGGAAUACACAUUGACCUCUUUGAAUAGUGACACAUUGUACAUGGUACGAAUGACAGCGUACACAGAUGAAGGUGGAAAGGAUGGCCCAGAAUUCACUUUUACUACACCAAAGUUUGCUCAAGGAGAAAUAGAAGCCAUAGUUGUGCCUGUUUGCUUAGCAUUCCUGUUGACAACUCUUCUAGGUGUAUUGUUCUGCUUUAAUAAGCGAGACCUAAUUAAAAAGCACAUCUGGCCCAAUGUUCCAGACCCUUCAAAGAGUCAUAUUGCCCAGUGGUCACCUCACACGCCUCCCAGGCACAAUUUUAAUUCAAAAGAUCAAAUAUAUUCAGAUGGCAAUUUCACUGAUGUAAGUGUUGUGGAAAUAGAAGCAAAUGACAAAAAGCCUUUUCCAGAAGAUCUGAAAUCCUUGGACCUAUUCAAGAAGGAAAAAAUUAGUACUGAAGGACACAGCAGUGGCAUUGGGGGUUCUUCAUGCAUGUCAUCUUCUAGGCCAAGCAUUUCUAGUGGUGAUGAAAAUGAGUCUGCACAGAACACUUCAAGCACGGUCCAGUAUUCUACUGUGGUGCAUAGUGGCUACAGGCACCAGGUUCCAUCAGUUCAAGUUUUCUCCAGAUCCGAGUCCACCCAGCCCCUGUUAGAUUCAGAAGAGCGGCCGGAAGAUCUACAGUUGGUAGAUAAUGUAGACAGCGGUGAUGGCAUUUUGCCCCAGCAACAGUAUUUCAAACAGAACUGCCAUCAACCUAAAACCAGUCCAGAUAUUUCACAUUUUGAAAGGUCAAAGCAAGUUUCAUCAAGCAAUGAGGAAGAUUUUCUUAGACUUAAACAGCAGCAGAUUUCAGAUCCUAUUUCACAGUCCUGUGGAGCUGAGCAAAUGAAAAUGUUUCAGGGAGUUUCUACAACAGAUGUGUUCGGCUCCGAGACUGAGGCACCGGCAGAGAGAUUGGAAACAGCUGGGAUGGAGGCCGCAGUUGAUGAGGGAAUGCCUAAGAGUUACCUACCGCAGACUGUGAGGCAAGGUGGUUAUGUGCCUCAGUAAAAGACUAGUCCUCUUACUACUUCAACAGUACCUAUAAAGCUAAAGUAUUUUAUCUGUGAUCUCAGAUAAAGUAAUCUUCACUCCCUGAAGAUGAUCAUUUGCCCACAAGGGUGAAUCUCCCUUGGGCUAUUUCCAUGCCAGAAUAUCUGGGGUUGCACUUUAAGCACUACAGAAACUGACUUUAUCCUCUGAAUACUGAAUAAUUUUGUGUUCUUUCUGGAUGUUUGCACUGAAGAAAAUCGGCUCAUCUGAAAUUACAAAGUAAAACUUGUGUUUUCCUACAUAGAAGAUAGAAGUUACUUAAAUAAUGAAUGGUGACAUACAGUACUACACACACCUAUACUGUUUUUUCAUUAGAAUAAUCAUUGAAAAGUAUAUUAGGGAUGGUUAAUUAAAAAAAAAAAAUAGAGUAGCAAGGCCUGGGCCCUCUACUUCAGCUGCCCACAUAAAUUUUAAAAGAGGCCCCAAGGCCUUAACUACCUGAGCCUAGCUUUGAGGUCUGACAAAAGAAGGAAUGGUGAGGGCAGGUUUAUUCAUAGUUAAAACUCAUCAGUUCCCUUCUGUUGGUGACGGUGCUGCCACUUGUUACUAAGAAAAGGCAGUUAGAGCUUUAACUUGGCAGGUUAUAUUCAUUUCUUAAUAUGUAACUUUUAAAACCUCACUAAUUUUUUUAAAUUUACUUUCUAUUACUGAUAACUUUGAAGCUCUAUCUCACAAAUUCAGUGGAGUGCCCUGGUGAGAGCUACCUAUGGACACCACAAGCUAUCCUAAGCAUUUUAAAAAUUGCUCUUUUUAAAGGUUUAAAUUAAUAUUUUUCUUAUACAUACAUAUCCGUAUGUAUACAUAUAUACAUAUAUAAACAUCAUUGACCCAUGUUAAGACUUCAGAAGAUUUAGUUGAAAAGUACUUUCUACCAAUAUGUCAUCAGCCUAAAAUGUAUUUUAAUUGAAUAUACUUUUAAGAAUGCCAGGGUUUAAUUUUUUCUUUUUUAAUUAGGUAUUUGUAGCAAACUUAGAGGACAUUAUUCACCAAAACAAAAACAGAACCCCCAAAUUACGCAUAUUGAUGUAAGUAUCACAGCUAGCAAGUAUCCUUAUACCUAACUAAGAGGUAGGGUUUUUUGUUUUUUCUUAGGGUAGGUUUGCUUUUUGUUUUUCUUUGAGACAAGCUCUCACUGUGUUGCCUCCACUGGCCUUGAACUCCUGGGCUCAGGCAAACCCCUGCCCAGCCGCCUCAGUGGCCAGGACCGCAGGUGUGUGCUGCCCCAUCCAGCAGAAGAUGGCAUUCUCAUGUCUGCCCGUUACCUAAACCUCUUCCUUCCACUUGUUUUCUUCAGGGGAGAGGUGAACCAGACUUCUAACGCAUUUAUGCCAUCCCCUAUCACAUGUGACAUGGACGAAGGAUAGAUGCUGAGUAAAAGAAACUCACACAUCAUUAGUGAUUGACUACUACCAUCACGUGAAUUCAGAGGAAAAAGAUUUUUCUCAUAUAUUUUUACUUUCAGAAAACAGACUUAAAGUAGUUUCUAGGUUAUUAAAGAAAAAAAGGCUUAAGAAAAAUUGAUGCGCAUUUGUAGUUGAAAUAUUCUACUUUGUACUUUUUAAAUAUUGCUCAGAUUAGACUUCCUAUUAUAUUUUAUUUGUAUUUUUCCUUACAUUUGCAUAGUUCCUAAAACUUUGCUGAUUCUUUCACAUAUAUGAUCUUUGUGAGAUGGUAGGUGCUUUGUUCUGAUAGAUCCAGUUUCGUGCUUUAGGCAAAACCAACGUUAAAUUGGUAAAAUGACAGGAUUAGAAGUGGAUGAGGAAAAUAAGGCACAGAGAGGUCAAGGAGGGGUAGAAAAACCCAAAUUCACACUACAAGAUAAUGGCAUCACCGCUGUCCACGUUCGUCAUCAAAGGCUGGUUCAGAUCAGGACUGGACUUGUUCUGCUGUGUAUAUGUCCCUCAGGAACUUUGUACCUAUUAAAUUUUCAUUUUCUCAAAAUAGUAGUCAUGUUAUUGUACUGGUGUUUAGCCGUAACCUUCCUAUAACAAAGUGUUGUGAAGAAUGGUGUAGGGUGAUGUUUGUACGUUUUGGGGCAGUUAUAAAAUGUGAACUCACGGUAUGAGAAUGUUCAGUGAAGAAAUGACACCAUGUAAGUGAAUUUGCAUGUUGAAACCCGUAGAGAAUAUGGGACGGCGAGCAGUGCCCCCAGCCUUAGAGCACUUUCGGUAUAUUAAAUGGUUACGGUGCAAAAAUUCACUUAGGGAAUAUGUAUUUGAGCACUUACUGUGUGCAUUUUUGCCCUAAAGAAAAGAAGAACUUGUUUUAACUACAGUUACUUUCAUAGAGCAUGUUGUAGAGUAAUGUGUUUUGAUGCAUGUACAUUGUAUUUUAGGUACGUAGAGAAACAAAUCUGAUUUACAUAAAAAUAAGUAAAGUUAGUGGAUUUAUUACUCUUUAAAUCUUUAGUGUCUAAAAAGAUGUGGUUUAAGGUAGUGCUAGCACAUUAGAAAACAGCCUCUUCGUGGCCAAAACUAAUUCGCUGGUUUUGAUGUAGUUUCCCCCUUUAGAAUUAGGGGGGGAAAAUCCAACAUAUGUUGCAUGUGUUGCUGUUGUUAUUUGACUGUCAAUUACCAGUGUCUUUGGUAUCCUGACCUCAUCUGUCAUGAAAGCAUAGUGCUGAAGAACUAUUAGGAAACUGUAGAACUUCAUGCCUUCUAUCUUUUAUUAAAAUCUGAAUUUUUAAUCCUU